AUGAAGUUAGCAAAUCGAAGAAUGUAUUAUUCUAAAGAAAUAAAUUUAGACAACGUGAAGGGAAAAUUACGUGAAGAAUUGAGUGAUAAAACAUGCAAAGAUAUCGAAGAUUUUCUCUUGCCCAAGUUUGACACAGAGCUUCCACACGGCAGAAGGAAAUGGAGAAUUGUUCAAGACGGCCACGGAAGAUGGCGAGAAAUAAAUAUCGAUGCUCAACAUGAAAUUCAAGGAAAAUGUGACGUUACAAACGAAACUUUACCAACUCCAGCUAGCAACAAGUUAUUAUUUUCAAAUAAUAUUUUAAACACAGUGAAAAGUGCCUCAAAGCUUCAGCAGAGUGGAAGGACAUCAAGACAAGACUCAAAUUACAAAACUCUUUCAACAAACACGCGGGCAAACAUUUUCCCUGGCGUCGGUAAACAUAAUUGGUUUAGCCAAUCAAAUCAUGUUUACACAGAGUCCGCACUCAAGUUGGGGGAUAAGGGUGGUCGUGAUCUUCAAUGGGGGUUUCAUGGGAUCACUCGAGAUGCUUUAGGAGCAUGGAAUGAGGCAAGCGUACAUCAUGAAAGGAUGAAGAAAGCGUGGGAUGUCUAUCUUGAGUCUUUAGCGAAAACUGGAGGGGAUAGGUAA
Paramuricea clavata is the source of this 630-nucleotide messenger RNA. The record is from the annotation of a GenBank genome assembly. NCBI's taxonomy places the organism in Eukaryota, Metazoa, Cnidaria, Anthozoa, Malacalcyonacea, Plexauridae.